AUGAAAACCAUUGAUAAACUUCUUGUUUUGAUAUCAUGUAUUGUCAUUCUUGUUACAAAAUGUUAAUGUUGCCCUUAUAGUGGAUAUGAAUAAGCUUUGAUUCCUGUGGACUCACCAAUUGAUUUUAACUAUUUUGAUUCUUUUGUUACUUUGGAUGUGGGGGAUUCAUUUGGUUUUGGUUUUUGGAGUUUAUGCAUUCCAUAAUAACCUUUUUAGAAUAUUCCUUCAGUGGACUAAGAAUAUAGUCUAACAGAUCCUGAAUUUGGACAAUUAUUAUUUUUAGUUUAGGGAAGUUCAAGUAAUUCAGUGAUAGGAUAUAUGAGAAUAGAUUACAAUACUUUGCUAGUUUAUAAUACAAUAAUGAUUUUAGGAAGUAACAUGUAAGUUCUACAAUUUGAGUAUUAAACAUUUAAUUAUGAAGGCAGAUGGAUUCUGAACUUCAUAACAUUUAAUUUCUCUGAAAAAAAAAUCAUAGUUGAAAUGAGUGAUCAUAUCAGUUAGAUUGGGACAAUGAAUAUAGGAUAAGAAUAUAUUUAAAUAUUUCAAGGAGGAAGUGGAAAUGUAAUAUAUAAUUAUUUAUAUAAAAUUAGAUUAAUGGUCUUAAUCUAAAUAUUUUUAAAGGAAGAUUAUCUAAAAUGUUUGUUAGCAAGAUUGAAUAUGUAGGUUAGGAUUUAUUUUCAUAUAUGAAUGAUAAUUGUUAAAUACCUCCUCAAAUGCAAGAAGAACAAAUAACAUACUUUGUCAAAGGAUUGAAAAUCUUUGAAGGUGAUACUUCACUCUAGUAUACUAUAAAUUAAUUUGGAAGUAAGUUCUGCUUAUCAGGAUGGGUAAAAUAUGAUGCAUCAAGAGUCAUACAACUUUCUAUAUAUCCAUUGAUUAGAAUAAGUCUUUUUAAAAAUUAUUUUGACAGAUAAAGCAUAGGAGAUGAAAUAUUUUUAAUGCAGGUCUGGUUUUAUAAGCUUAUACCUAGAUUUACAUAAGUUGUUGUAUAUUAAGACCAUCAUUUAAUACCAAUUAUGGGACUUGUUGAUUUUAAUAUUUUGACUAUAUCAACUGAUCUUUUAUUUGAUAUUUAUUCAGAGCUUUAUUUUUAAGGAUUACAGUAAUGGCAUUUUGUUAAAUAUGAAUAUGGUUCUACAAUACCUGGAAGAAAGAGUUUGCUUUAAAUGCAAUUUUUUAAUGAUUUAAAUUUAUAGGAGAUUUCUCGUGAUCUUUCUGUGCCAACCAAUUCUCCUUAUUAUGUUUAUUUGGGAGCAGAUGAAUUUGUUAAUGAAUUAUUAUAAGCAUCCCUUUAUGAUUUUAAAUUUGAAUACAAUUAUGUUGAUGACAAAUAAUUACUUUUUAAUGGUAUAAUAAACAUUUAUUUUUUAAUAGCUUGUCAUUACUCUUGUUUAACAUGUGAUGGACCACUUGAAAAUAAUUGUAUAAGUUGUGAAGCUGAUUCUAACAGAUACUUUUUAAAUGAAUAAAAGAGGUGUUAAUGUUUACAUGGAUAUAUUGACGUUCCAGAUGAGAAAGUAUGUUAAUCAUUUGAAUAUCAUUAUUCAUCAGUAUAAAAAUAAGAAGGAUUACCUCUUGGAAUUUCAUCAUGUUAAUUUGGAUAUUUCGUAUAUCCAAAUGAACGUGGUUCAAAUGAUUGCAUAAAAUGGUAUAUAUAUUAAAUAUAUUCAGUCCAUAAUCUAAUUUUUAAAACAUAUUAUGUGUAGAUUGUAUAUAUUAUCCAUUAACUUGGUAUUUAAAACCAAUUUGCAAAUUUGAUUUAAUAUCAGAAAAAAUAACAGAUAAUGAUGCUUUUAAAUAUAAAUAAAGAGAUCUAUAUGAUUAUGAUUUUUAUUUGAUUGAUCAAAAUAGAGAGCUAUCCCUUUAUCCAGGUUAUUUAGACUUUUGUGAAUUGGAAUUAGAACCUAUCAACUGUUUUCAAGCUAAGUAUUAACAUUUAGGAUAAAAUAUUAAUGUGAAAUGUAAACCUAAUUACUAUUAAUCAAAUAGAGAUUGUAUAUUAACUAAUAUUAAUUGCUUACUGGCAUCUUUAGAUGGUAAUUGCCUAUAAGUGAAAGAUGGUAUGUAUCUACAUGAUGGUCAAUACUAUUAGUGCCCUUCAAAUUGUUUGACUUGUAGUUAUAAUUAUGAAUCAAAUACACUAUAAUGUUAGUCUUGCAUUGAUCAUUAUGCAUUAGAUAAUGGAAGUUGUCUUCCUUGUGGUAAUUUCUGCAGUUUUUGCUAAAAACACUAUGAUAAAACUAUAGAUAAAUAUUAUUUAAAAUGUUACAAAUGUUUAGAUGAUUCAAAAUAUUUUCUAUCAUUUGAUGGCAUUAGUUGCUUAGAAAAUACUAUAAAACAUUGUGCUUAUGCAUUUUAGGCUUUAUACUAUAAUUAUUAAAUUAAUACUCUUGAUCUCUAUUUUACACCUAGAGAUGAUUGGGAAAAUAUUAUAACUACUUGUGGGAGAUGUGAUUAUGGUUAUGGAGUUAUACUUGAUUCUUAUAUAUGUUUGUCAAUGAGAGAAGUGACAUGUUAUUUUUCAUAUGUUGAAUAUAUUUGUGACACAGUUAUUGAUCAAGAUAUCUAUAAUUAUUUGAUUUGGGAAUUAUACUAUGUAACCCCCAGUGGUGAAAAGAUAAGUAUGCUUUUUGAUGAAAAUGAUAAUGUUCUCUGUUCAUCAUUAUAAUAUUGUUUAAUCAAUCAAGAUUAUUAUCAAGAUGAGUCAGCCAAAAUCAUUUAAUUUAGUGGACAAUGUCCUGGAUAUAUUGAAAAUUGUGCAACUUGCUUAAGAGAAAAGGUGUAAUGGUGGGCACUUGUUCAUAUUUGUCUUGAAUGUAAGAGUGGAUAUUAUGCAGAAAGAAUAUCAGGUAAAUGUUAUUAAUGUCCUCUUGAAUUAAAUUGCUAUAAUUGUGCUUAAUAAUAAAAAUUAUCUAAAGAUUACUGGAAAAUCAAUAUAAGAGCAUUUUAUUAAAUGUUAAUAAAUUUUGAUAAUAAUCAUCCCUUUAAACUCUAUUCUCAAAGUGAAAACUAGGAUGAUUAUGAAAUUAUUUGUACAAUGUGUAUAAAAGGUUAUGAAUUGGUAGAUUAAAAGUGCAUAAAAGCCUGUCCUGAUUCAUGUUUAGAAUGUUAAUUUAUUGAUGGUGAGAAUAAAUGCAUUAGAUGUGAACUGGAAUAAAAAGGUAGAAAAUUAAGUUUAUCUAAUAAUUAAUGUAUUGCAUGUCCAUAAAAUUGUGCAUUAUGUAGAAUUAGAUCAUAGGAUGAAAUUUAAUAAAUUAAUCCUCUUUUUAACAAUGAUAUAUACUAUACUAAUACUUAUCAAUGUUUAAAAAGUUUUGAAGAUUAAGAUUAUUAUUAUGAUUAAGAAUUGGGAAGUUUUAUUUCAUGCAUAAAUGGUAAUAAAUGUGAAUAACAGAUUAUAAUUCCUAUUAAUUUGUAUUGUUCUUAAUAAGAUUAUAUAACAGUAUUAGAUUCUAUGUUAUCACCUUAUUAAAAAACUUAAUUCAAAUAAUAAAAUAUACUUUUAGAUGAUCUUAUAUCUGGAAAUAGUUUUAAAGAAGUAAAUAUUAUGAAUAAUUUAUUUUUAGUUUGAAAAUGAUGAUUUUUAUAUAUCAGCUAAUUUAAUGUUAAUUAAGACAAUUAUUAUAAAUAUUGUAAGUGUAAAACCACAAAUAUGCAGAAUUUAAGGAAAUGCCAUAAUUCAACAAGUAUUUAGUGCAAAUAUAUUUUCAACAAUGUAAAUAUUAAAAUUAUUUUAGAAAUGUUGAAUUAAAUAUUUAAUUAAAUUAAAAUACUAUAAUUGAGUUUGAAAGAUAAAUUACUUUCUAAAAUUUUAAUUAAAUAACAAUCAAAGGUGGUCACUUUUAACCAUUAUUUAAUAAUAAAUUAAAAUCAAUAAUAUUUUAAAGUAGAAUGCCUUAAACAAUAAUAUUGGACACUAUUUAAUAUCAACAAUUAACUUAACAAAAUGAUUAAUCUAGAUUCCUUUUUUAUGAUGUUAAAAAGUUAAAUCUAAUUAAUUUCAAAAUAUUUAAUCUUAUGCAAAAUACAAUUAACUAAUUUUUAUAUAUUGCUGAUACUACUUAUAUCAAAUCAAUAAAACUUUAAUCUUUUGAGAUUCUUAACUCUAUCCUUCUAAAUUAAGUCACUCUGUUUUUUAAUCUAAACAAAAAUGAUAUCAUUGAAAUAGUAGAUUUUUUAGUGAAUGCAAAAUUUUCAAAUUCAACAUUAAUAGAUACAAAUUAUUCAAAAUAAUAUGGAUAUCUUACUGCUCAUAAUUUAAAACUAUAAGUUGAAGUUCUUAAUUGUUUAACUUUCUUAAACUUAUAUCUUUUGAAAGAAGUUUCACUUUAAGGAAUCUAAUUUACAAAUUCGUUAAUCUAAAAUUCUACACUUAUUAUUCUUAAUAAUAAUAAUCAAAUUCAAAAUCUUAUCAUUAAAGAUUGUAUAUUUAAAGAAUUUAGUUAUGGUGUUAUAAAUUCUGAUUAACUUCAAUUGAAUAAUUUACAAAUUGAAUUAUCAAAUAUUAUCAUUGAGCAGAAUGAAUAUCAUCAAACUACUAAAUUGUUCUCUUUUAAUAAAUAUAACAAUGAGAAUUCAAAAAUCUAAAUUAAUACAAUUUUAAUAUCAAAGAAUUAUGUAUCAUUCAUUACAAAAGAUUUUAAAUUAAACACUUAUAACUCCUGUUUUAUCUAUAUCUCAUUUGAUGAUAUAAAAAUAUCAGAAUUGGAUAUAAUUCGAGGAAUUGGAUUAAUAGAUAUUAGUAUUGUUGAGGCUAAAUCAUUAAUAAUAACCUCUAGUAGAAUCACUUAAAGUGAUAAUUAUAAAUUUUUAGGACUUCAUUAAUAUCUUGAUUGCUAAUUACAAUAAGUUAUGGGUGAAUAUUAUUUACAAUCACUCUUUGUUACUUCAGUGCUUAAUUUUGAAAUAAUUGAUAUGCAAAUUAAAUUUGCUUAAUCAUAUAACUCUCCUAUUAUAUAUUAUAAAUCAUCUGAAUAAGUGAAAUAAUAACAAUUCGAAAGGAUUCAUUUUUCUAAUUUAAUUAUAGAAUCAAAUUUAUUAUUAUUAUCAAACUCAACAUAUUAAACUGCUAUUAUCUUUAUAGAUUCAGUUCAAUAAACAACUUUAGAACUAUCAAAUAUAACUUUUGUUGGCAAUAUAUUACAUGAAUAUGUUUAGAAUAACCUUUAAAUUUCUUCUUUACUUUUAAAUCUAAAUUGUAUUUUGGGAUCCAUCACAAUCACAAAUUCAAAUUUCUUAAACAAUACUGUUUACAAUGGCACUGAUACUAUUAUCUAUAUUAAAAGUAGGUAAAUAGUUUUUUUAAAUUGUUCAUUUUAUUAGAAUAGUUAUUUUAAUUAUUAAUUAAUCUAACCUUAUUUAUUAUGGGGAUUUUUAUAAUCUGAAAAAGUAUAUUAUGAGCAAAUAAACUAAUUAUUUCAAGUUAAAUCUACUUCUGGUGUAGCUUAAUUAUUAGUAGAAAAUUUAGAAAUUUCAUUUUGUAAUUUCGAAUAAUCUAUAGGAUCCUCUGGAGGAGCAAUGCAAAUUAAAGCUUAAAAAAACAGCAUUAUUUCUAUAUCACAAACAUCAUUUAAGAAUAUCUCAACCACUUUUUCCAAAGAUUAAGGAUUUGGAGGAGCAAUAUAUUUAGAUAGCACUUCAGCAUAGUCUCUUGAAGUUACUUUGAAUGAAUUAUCAAUCGAGAAUAUCACAUCCAAAGAAUAUGGAGGUUUCAUUUACAUACUAUCAGAUUCUCCUAAAGUAACUCUAACAUUUUAGGAUUUAAAUAUUCAAAAUGUAUUUUCUAAACUUGGAUCUAUUUUAUAUGUAAUCUUCUCUUCUACUACCCAAAUUUAACAAAUUGUUAAACUGAAUUCACUUUUUGUCUAAAAUACAUAAGAAGGUUUUACAAGAUAUUUAAAUAAAUAUACCCAACUUUCAAAAUCAGAAGAAAUAGCAAUAAUAAAUAACAGAGCCUUAUUUUAUAUUAAUUAAGCAAGCAAUGUUAUUUUAUAAAAUAUUGAAAUUGAUAAUAUCAUAUUAGAAUCUGCAUUACAAAUCAAUAAUGCUUUGAUAGUAUCAAUUCAGAAUUUAAAAAUAUCAAAUAGUAUCAUUAGUAAUGUACUAUUGAAACUGCAUCCAAAUUAAUGUAUAUAAAAUAUUAUUAAUUAGAUCUCUUAAAUACCAUUCAGAUAAAUGGUUUAAUAAUAUCAAAUAUAACUGUUACAUUACAAUUAAAGAGCUAUAGUUGUCAGUAAUAAAUUGUUAAAGAUUACACUGUAUUUUUUAAAUGCAUUUCUAAUGCACAAAAUACUAAAGCACCACUCAACUUAUUUUCAGAUUAUAUCAACUAAGACUUUACUUAUGGAGAUUGCAUUUAAUCUUAAAUACUUAAAUAGAAUGAACAACAAAGUAAUUUGAUAAUUGAAAAUACUUAAUCUGGAUUACUGUUAUUUUAAGAACUAACAGACUUAUCUUAAUUUAAGUUGGAUAACAUAUUAUUUACAUAAAUAAAUUGCAUUUACUGUAGGAAUGGAUUGAUAUUUUAAUCUUAUUUGAAAGUUUAAAAUCUUUUAAUGAAAUAAUACAUUUCUAAACUUAAAGUAACAAAUUCUUCUUGUGGAUUUAAUGGUUGUAUUUAGAUAACAAAAGAAAAUGUAAACUCACGUCGAUUCCUUUCAAAUUCAGAGAUUUAGUUGUAAUCCAUGAAGUUUGAAAUUUAUAUAGAAAACUAUGUUUGCCAGUUCAAUAGAGCUUAAAAUGGAACUUGUUUAUUUGCUGAAAAUGUUAAAAUUUUAAUAGAAAAUUCGAUUUUUCAAUACAACAAUGCAUCUGAAAAAGGAGGUGCUUUAAUAAUUAAAAUGAAUUAGGAUGUAUUGAUAAAAAAUAGCUUAAUUUAACAUAAUUCAGCAUAAAUAGGAGGAGGAAUAUAUUUGGUUAAUUAAUAGGAUAUGGAUUAUUUUAAGUUGGGAACUUUUUUAGAAAACAAUAAAGCUGAUUAUUUUGGAAAUGAUAGAGUGUCGAUACCAUAAAAAUUAACUGUUACUUUAACAGAUGAAAAUUCUUUAUUUUCAACAAUUACAAUUGAAGAAACUUAAGAUUUAUUAAUUUAAUAAGUCAUAUUAUAAUCUAGUAAAAUACUUUAAACCUAAUAUCUUUUCUUGCCAAGUGGUCAAAAGAUUUCUUCUUAUUAAGAAUUUUCUAAAGAAAAUAAAUCAUAUUCCCCUUUUAGUUAUAAAUUUAGGGUGAUUGCUUUGAGCAAAGAUAACAGUGUAAUGAAAAAUCUUAAGAAUUCAUUUUGUGAAAUUGAUAGUAGAAUAUUAAAUACAUCAGAAUCACUAUAAGAAGAUAUAUUUAGUAAUAAUCUUACUAAUCUAAAUAAGAUAACUUUUAAUGAUUAAACUUAAGAUUAUAAUUUAGAUGAUUUGAUAGUUUAUUUUGAUAAUGCAUUACCUUCAGAAAUUGUUCUAUAAUUGUAAUUUAGAUGUAAUUCAAUUGUAAUUCCUAUUUACAAUGAAUAAUAUCCAUUUAAUUUGAUAAAUACUCAUUCUAAUUACAAAUUAAGAGUGAACAUUAAGACUUUGAGUUGUUAAUAUGGUGAGAUAAAAAAUAAUACUGAUUUUUCAUGUGUUCCAUGUAAUAGUGAUUAAGGUCUUUUCUCAUUAAACAUAAAUUCUGAAAAAUGCGAGCUGAAAGAUGAUAUUUCAACAAUAAGUGUAUAAUCAGCUUUAUUAAAUUUAAAAUUUGGAUUUUGGAGACCAUAUUUUUAAAGUAAUAUAGUGAGUUAUUGUUUAAAUUUGGAAGAAAAUUGUUUAGGUGGUUGGGAGGAAGGUGAUAAUUCUUGUUUUUUAGGACAUAUUGGAGCACUAUGCGAAUAAUGUGAUUUAUAUGAUACAAGAGGAGAUGGACAAUAUUCGGUUAGUUAGAAAUAUUCUUGUGGAUCAUGCUUAGAGAAAGAGAAAAAUGCAAUAAUUAUAACAUUCGUGAGUAUAUGGUAUAAUUAAUUAAAUAUUAUGUUAGGACUUUAGUUUCGAUAUUAGUGUCAGUGUAAAGUACUUUAAAGGCUAUCGAAGAGGUUGUUAGAAUAAUUAGUAUUAUGAUGUUAGGAUUAGCAGUUACUUAAAAUACAAAUCAAUCGGCAAUAUUAAUAAAAAUGCUGACAAAUUAUUUGUAAAUCAUUUCUUCAAUAUCUACUUUUUAAUUGAAACUUCCAAGUGGACUACAAAGUACAAUUAAUGCAGUUGGAUCUCCAAUUUAGACUAUGACUUAUUCAUUGGAUUGCUUCUUAUCUCAUGUUUUUACAUUUGAAAUAUAAUAUGGUCGAAUGAUUUGGUAAAUAAUUAUGCCAUUUCUAUAUAUAACCUUCUUUUUAUUUUGUUAUUUACUUGCUGUGAAAUUUAAACAUAUAACUUUUAAUAGAAGUGUCAUUACAACUACUCUCAUUUAUAUGUACAUCUAUUUAUAGCCAAGUUUAAUUGGAGGAUUUGUUCAACUCAUAUCAUAUAGAGAAAUCUCAGGUUAUAAAUGGGUUUAAUCAAAUGUUUCUUAAAGAUUUGAUACUCCUUAUCAUGAAAAAUGGAUGCUAGAACUAUGUUUACCUAUGCUAUUGAUUCUUGCAAUCCUUAUCCCAAUCUAUUUUUUUUAUGGUCUUUAUAGUAAUUCUAAUUUAUUAGAUGAUAAGAAGGUAAGAUUGUAAUGGGGUUAUCUUUAUAAUGAAUACACAAAAAGAGCUUACUUUUGGGAAGUGAUCAAAAUAUUACAGAAAGAAUUAAUGAUCAUUUUCUUGACAUAUUAUGAUGACAGUGUCAUAAUAAAAGCAACUAUCAUCUCACUUAUUAUCGGAGUGUAUUUGGAAUUAAGUUUGAAGUAUAAACCAUAUAAUCUAAAUAAUCUUAAUAAAUUAGAUUAUUAUUCAACAAAUGUCUGUUUAGCUUCAAUUGCACUAGCUAUAGGUAUAUAUGUUUCAGAGUAAUCAAAUUCAUAAGAAAUACAAAUUCCAUAUGCAAUAGUAAUUUCGAUUUUGAAUUUGCAUAUCACAUAUACUUUAAUAUCUAAGAUUUUAGCUGAAUAUUUAAAAGAGAAGAGCAGCAAUUUAGAUGAGAAGAUGGAUAAACUUAGGAAUAAAAUAAGAAAUAUCUUUCCCUUUCUCAAUCACAUUCCUUAUAUGAGAAAAAUCUUAGCUGAUCGUAGUGAGUAACGUAAUCGAGUAGCCAAAUUGUUUAGUAAACUAAAACAAUUUUUAAUACCCUAAGCAAAAGAAAUUAUAGCCUUUAAGAAUUAUUAGUGGUAAAUUGCUAUGGAGAGACACAUGGAGCAAAAUAUAGAUACGAUUCCUUUAAGUCUAAGAAGCCCAGCCUAAGCUAAAGAAAGAUAAUAAUUUAUAAGAAAGUCAGUUCGAGAAAGCUCAUUACAUUAAUCUAGAAACACUAUUACCGCAUUUGUAUUGGAAAAAAUGUAUAUCUAUUAAACUUAUUAAAAAUUAUAGGAAACAGAAAAGAGUUGAUUAGAUGGCAGAAAUUUUUGAAAUAAAGAAAUAAAAGUCCUCAAGAGUUACUCCUAUUGCUCAAAGUGAAAAGUAUAUUAAGGAUAAUGAAGAAGAAGAUUGA
Paramecium primaurelia is the source of this 9584-nucleotide messenger RNA. The record is from the annotation of a GenBank genome assembly. Lineage: Eukaryota; Ciliophora; Oligohymenophorea; Peniculida; Parameciidae.